Molecule: messenger RNA, 969 nt
Organism: Stereum hirsutum FP-91666 SS1
Lineage: Eukaryota; Fungi; Basidiomycota; Agaricomycetes; Russulales; Stereaceae
Product: SGS-domain-containing protein
Exons: 4
Coding region: 122-751 (209 amino acids)
Biological process (GO): protein stabilization
Molecular function (GO): protein-folding chaperone binding
Source: RefSeq, a predicted model, not a curated record
UCUUCAUCUCUCUGUUGGCCAUUGCUUUGACCUUCACGAACACCUUAAAAAGCUGUGGCCGUCAUACAGGGAACCCUCUUCAACUUAUUCUGUAGUUUGUAGCCAACAACAACAUCUAAUCAUGGCCUCUCUCAGACAUGAAUUCUAUGAGACUGAUGAGAAACUCACCCUCACCGUUUUCGAUAAGGGCGCCGAUGUGACCCAAGUCAAUGUUCAUUUUGAGCCCAGAGGGCUCGUGUACGAGAAUGGUCCAGAGAAGAAGCUUGAGUUCAGGCCGUUGAAGGGCCAAAUCGACACGGAGAAGAGUAACUUCGCUGUUGGCAAGGUCAAAGUCGAGAUCCGACUCUUCAAGGUUGCCCAAGGACGGUGGGGCACUCUUGUCGGCGACUCUCCAGAUCCCCUAUCCACCUUCCCCCAAGCUUCCUCCUCUUCAUCACCACCACCGCCACACGUCCCAACCCUCCCCCAAGCGCGCAAAAACUGGGAUCAAUUAACAAACACGAUCCUCGAGUCGGCCAAGAAAGAGGACAGGACGUCGAACGAUGACCCAAAUGUCGGUGGGGACAGCACCGUGAACGAGUUCUUCCAGGGCAUUUUCGCAAACGCGGACGAGGACACGAAGAGAGCGAUGAUGAAGAGUUAUCAGGAGAGUGGAGGAACGGCGUUGAGCACGAAUUGGACGGAGGUCGGGAAGGGGAAGGUGGAGGUUAAGCCGCCGAGUGGGAGUGUGGCGAAGAAGUGGGAGCAGUGAGUUUGUUGAGAUGCGGUAUGGUGAGAGAAGGGGUGGCUAUGUGUGGCGAAAGAAGAAACGAUCUUCGACUGGUGUCGAACAAAAGUGCAGUUUUCAUCAAUGUUGUAUGUCUUGCUCUGUCGUGCUUUCAUAUACUGUGGCGUCGAGUGACUUCGAGGCUGCCAUCGAAUAAAUUUUGGUAAAAUGUGUAGGGAGCGGAGCACUCCACUGUAUAGGCU